Penicillium hordei is the source of this 1281-nucleotide messenger RNA. RefSeq lists its product as uncharacterized. The transcript has a single exon. Gene Ontology annotation, cellular component: fungal-type vacuole membrane. The record is from RefSeq and is a predicted model, not a curated record. Gene Ontology annotation, molecular function: transmembrane transporter activity. Gene Ontology annotation, biological process: transmembrane transport. Lineage: Eukaryota; Fungi; Ascomycota; Eurotiomycetes; Eurotiales; Aspergillaceae. Bases 1 to 1281 code for a protein of 426 amino acids.
AUGGGCGAUAAGACAGAGAAGUUUGUUCUUUCUUCAGAAUCCAUCCCCCAAGAAAAGCCCUUGGGACCAUCCCCACCUCCGAACGGUGGUACAAUAGCAUGGCUCAAUGUACUUGGCAGCUUUAUGCUGUACUUCAACACAUGGGGCAUCCUGAAUACCUUUGGCGCCUAUCAAACCUACUAUGAGUCCGGUGCUCUUUUCCACUCUAACUCGUCCGACAUCUCCUGGGUGGGGUCAAUUGCCGCAUUCAUGCUGCUGUUUGUCGGGGUGUUUGUCGGUCCCAUCUAUGACCGCGGCUACCUCCGAACGCUCCUCAUUGUGGGCUCUCUCAUGGUAGUUUUCGGGCACAUGAUGUUGAGUCUGUGCUCCGAAUUCUGGCAGGUUGUGCUGACACAAGGAUUCGUCGUCGGAAUUGGAACGGGAUGUCUAUUUGUUCCAUGUGUCGCCAUCAUUCCCCAAUACUUCACGACUAAGAUGGGAGCUGCAAUGGGCGUGGCAGCUUCGGGGUCCGCUCUCGGCGGUAUCAUCUACCCCAUCGUUCUGUAUCGACUCAUCAAUAAAAUCGGCUUCCCCUGGGCAGUGCGCGUUAUCGGAUUCAUAGCACUGGGAACACUGCUUAUUCCAAUUAGCAUCAUGCGUCUGCGCGUACAACAGCCCAAGGUGCGCGCCAUGGUCGAUCCCACCGCAUUCAAGGACCCAGCUUAUCUGGCUUUCGUGUUCACCUCGCUUAUUGCAUACAUGGGAUUAUUUGUUAUCUUGUUCUACCUGUCCUUCUUCGCCGAGGCAACCCACAUCACAGAUAGCAGUCUGGCCUUCUACAUGGUGCCCAUCUUCAACGCAGCUUCGGUCUUUGGUCGUACAAUUCCAAACAAACUCGCAGACCGUUUCGGUCCUUUUAACCUUCUCGUUCCCGCUGCGCUAUCCUUGGGCAUGUUGAUGUUCUGCAUGAUGGCAGUUCAUUCGAAGGCAGCAGUCAUUGUCAUGGCGAUUUUGUCCGGUUUCAUGAGUGGUGCGCUGAUCGGACUGCCGCCUAUGUGUCUGGUCAUUCUGACGGCGGACAAGUCGAAGUUAGGCACCCGUGUUGGCAUGGGGUACGCAAUCAUUGCACUGGGAGUGCUGGCUAGUGGUCCUAGCGGUGGUGCAAUUCUCAGGAAUGGUGGUGCAUCGCUCGAUUGGCACAGUUUGUGGGUGUUCGGUGGCGUUCCGACCUGCGUGUCGGGAUUAGGCUAUGCAUCGAUUAGAAUCUUCAAGUAUGGACCAAAGCUGAAUAUCAAGGCGUGA